Paramecium pentaurelia is the source of this 1413-nucleotide messenger RNA. The record is from the annotation of a GenBank genome assembly. Lineage: Eukaryota; Ciliophora; Oligohymenophorea; Peniculida; Parameciidae.
AUGGAGAUUGAAAAAUCUUAUGCUCAAUAUGCUCAAUAUACAGUCAAAUAAACCAUAGGUAAAGGAGCCUAAGGAAAGUAAUUAAUCAUUCUAUUUAUUAGAGUUAAAUUGGGUUUAGUUGGAAACAAAGAAGUAGCAUUAAAAUUUGUUUAGUUUUCAAAAGAAAUUGAGAAAGAAAUGUAAAUUCAUAGGGGUUUAAAUCAUAAUAAUUUGAUAAAGUUAUUAAAUUUUCAUGCUAAUGAAGAAUACACUAAAAGAAGUGGUAAGAAAGAGAUUAAAUCUUGUUUGGUAUAUGAUUAUAUGAAAGAUGGAGAAUUAUAUGAAUACCUAUCAUAGACUGGACCAUUCAAGGAAGAAACUGCUAGAACUUUCUUCCAAUAACUUAUUGAUGUGUUAUAAUAUUUACAUGGUUAAGGUCUUGCUCAUAGAGAUCUAAAACCUGAAAACAUUUUAUUUAAAGAUGGUCAAUUAAUGGUAUCUGAUCUAGGAUUUGCUACAUUUGUUGGAGGCAAUUAUGGACAUGGAGUUUUAGCCUCUUUUAAGGGUACUAUCAGUUAUAUGGCACCAGAAAUAUUAGUUAGAUAAAAGUAUGUAGGAUAAUGUGUUGAUAUAUUUGCAGCUGGUAUUAUUUUAUAUCUAAUGAUGACUGCUCAAUUGCCAUUUAAAUAAGCAAAUGCUAAAGAUUAAUUGUAUAAUCUAAUUUGUACUAAUCGAUUUGAUUAAUUUUGGGCUUACAAAGAGAAAUCUGGUAUCCCAAGAUUUUCUAAUGAAUUUAAAAUACUUAUUAAUUCUAUGUUAGCCUUUGAUCCAUUACAAAGACCUACCCUUUCUGAAAUUAUAAACAGUUCUUGGUACCAAGGAAUUACCAUUAAUAAUGAAAUCCUUAUUAAAUUACUUAAUUCACGUAAAUUAAAAAUCCAAUCAUAAUAAAAUAAAGAAAACUUAUAGAAAAUGCUUGACAAAUAAAAAAUAUAGGCAGCAGACUAAAAUUAACAAUGUAUGUGAUCCAACUCUAAUCUAGUGACUGUUGGAAUUGGAAAUUUUAAUAGAGGAGAGGAAGACAUAACUAUUGAUGUAACAUUAAAAAGAGAAUUAAAAAGAUUUAAAUAGACAGAUAUAAUUCUUCCAUUUGAACCUAAUUUUAUAUUUGCUAAGCUAAUUGAAAAUAAGAACAAAUUUGCCAAUAAGAUUAGUUUUGUCGAUAAUUUAAAAUAUAAAGUAUCUUAAUUAUUAAUAAAUUAGCUUCAUUAUUGGUUUUUAUAAAAUAAUGAAGAAUUUGAAAUGGCUAUAUAGUUAGUUUAAGGACCAAUUGAAUCUACUAUAGGGAUUGAUUUCUAAUUAAUUAAUGGAAAUGGAUUGGAAUUUUAUUAAAAAAAAUAAUAAAUAGAAGACAUGCUAUUAUAAAUCGAAUGA